This is a messenger RNA of Rotaria socialis, 1542 nucleotides long. Lineage: Eukaryota; Metazoa; Rotifera; Eurotatoria; Philodinida; Philodinidae. The record is from the annotation of a GenBank genome assembly.
AUGUCUAAAGGACCUGAUUCAUUGUAUAUACCUUACUGCACAAAAAAUCUUUAUUCUCAUUUCAAACUUAACUCGACUCCAGAUGAAUUACAUCGGCUAAAACAAUAUUUGUUCUAUCAAAAAAAACUUGCCGUUUAUUUAAUUAAACAACACCGUUCAGUAAUAUCGGAAUUUAAUCGUCAAGGUUUUCGAUUUUGUCACAAAUUAUGUAUAGAUAAAAAAACAUUUGAUAUUUAUGGAUUUUCACCAUUACGUUCAAACCCAAAUUUAUUUCUAAUCAAUGAAAAGCAAUUCAAUCGAAUAUUAAAUUCAUUGGAUAUCGAACAGAAUCAUUUGCAUCUUAUCAAACAAAAUGAAACACAUUCAAUCGUGAAAUCUGAUCCAUCGUUUAGUUCAAUCGAUAACAGUGAUUCACAAUUGAAAACACUUGAUAAAAAUCCGCUCAAAUUAAAUCGAUGUUCUUCAUUAAUUGCCAGCGGACAUGGAAUAUCAAAGGCAAUAACUUCAUUGAUGAAUAACGAUACAAAACAAUCGAACUUGGAUUUAAUUUAUCAAGAUAAAGAAAUGAUUUACAUACACAUAUAUGUCCUUGUUAUGGGACUGAGCCUAACUCAAGCAUCGACUAAGAUCGUUUAUUUGGAAAAUUGUACAUAUUCCAUAGAUCUCUAUAAACAAUAUUUAAAUCUAAUUGGCUCAUCCAAUGAUUCUCGUACAUUACAUAUUCAAGCUGUGUAUUCUUUAUCGUCAAAUAAAUCGUCGAUACCUGGUCAUAUUAACAAUUAUUCGUCGCAUUCAGUAGCUGUAAUACCAUUUUUUGUGCAAUGCCAAUCAUCGAAAAAUAUCUCCGCGCAAACCUAUCUUCCGUUUACACAAUGUUCAUCAACAGUAACAAAUUUUUAUCUCAAGAAAAAUUUCGAAUCAACAAGAACAAAUCUAAAUUUACGAACAAUACUGUCGAUGAAUAAUGUUCCAGUAAUUUACAUGGGCGAAUAUCAUCUUAUAUUAUCCAAUUGUUCAUUUAAACUUCAUUCAACAAUUUAUAAAUUAAAACCAAAUGAAAUCUUUUCAUUUCGUAUUGAGUAUGAAAGUUCAACAUUAUCCGAUUGUUCUUCGUGUAAUCGACGCACAUCGAUUUGUUAUGAAAAAACAUGUCAAUGUCGAUCGGGCACCAAACCUGUAAGACUUCAACAAGAUAAACAAUAUUGUAUUGAUAUAACAAAAAAUUGUACAAUCGAUUCUCAACGUUGUUUAUAUUCGAAAGCAUUAGCUGUUAAUCAUUUCAAUGAAUUACUAUGCAUAUUGAUUGUAUUAAUAAGUUUUGUUUUUAUUGUCCUUUUAUCGUUGACAUGGUAUUUAUUUCGCAAUCCAAAACGUAGUGAAAAAGAUGCCUAUUCGAAUCAAUCGAUUUUUAUUAUUGACAAAGAUGAAUACACGCCAUCAACAUUGUCGUCAAUGGAUUCAAGAAAAUUGAAAAUUGAAAAUGAAUAUCCGAAAAUAAUCGGAGAAACAAAUGAUGGUGAAAUUCUUUUUAUUUUAGCUUAA